Scatophagus argus is the source of this 3820-nucleotide messenger RNA. Its product is annotated as tumor necrosis factor receptor superfamily member 1A. The transcript has 9 exons. Gene Ontology annotation, cellular component: plasma membrane; membrane raft; signaling receptor complex. Lineage: Eukaryota; Metazoa; Chordata; Actinopteri; Scatophagidae. Gene Ontology annotation, biological process: signal transduction; inflammatory response. The coding region runs from base 1274 to 2359 and encodes 361 amino acids. The record is from RefSeq and is a predicted model, not a curated record. Gene Ontology annotation, molecular function: tumor necrosis factor binding; tumor necrosis factor receptor activity.
UUUGGUGUUAUCUGGCCAAAAUUUAGUGGUAAAGGAAUUCAAUCCCCAAUGGUUACAAUCCUGCAACCUUGCUACACUCUGUGUUUGACACCUUUGUGAAGCUCCUCUUUAUAUCAACAAGUAGUUUUGUCUCAUUCUAACAACCUACAAGUUAGGAGUUUUCGAUUCAUUUUAAUUUAUUUAUAUAGCGCCAAAUCACAACAAAAGUUUUCUCAUGACACAUUAGGGCAGGUAGAGACAAAACUCUUUUAUUUAGUUUUUAGUACAGGGGGACCCAACAAAACUCCCAUGAGCAAGCACUUGGUGACAGUGGUGAAGAAAAACAUCCUUUUAGAAGACAGAAACCUUGGAGCAGACCCCGGCUCUAUGUGGGCGGCCAUCUGCCUUGACCAGUUGGAUUGUGAAAGAGAGGACUCACAGACAGAGAUACGUUGCUACAACAAUGAUAACAGUAUUGUAAUACUAGUAACAAUUAUGUAGGAAUAUAACAAGUGGUAAUAAUAGCAGUCAGUGUCAGCAGGAGCAUAACAGGAGGUCCAAACACAAUCCACAGCAACUGCGAGAUGAGAAAGCCAAAGACUCCGGGGAAGAAGUCAAGUUACUGACAUGAAUUAAUGGGACAUAAGUGUGUACAGAAGGAGAGUUAGAGGAGGAGAGAGAAGCUUGGUGCAUCAUGGGAGCAGUCUAAGCCUAUAGCAUCAUAACUAGGAUCAAGCCUAGGCCUGUGUGCUAUAUCAAAGCCUUUAAGCUUUAUCACAAAGGAAAGUUUUAAAUCUACUCUUGAUCGUAGAGAGGGUGUCUGCCUACCGACUGAAACUGGAAGAUGAUUCCAUAUGAAGGGAGCUUGAUAACUAAAGGCUCUGGUUCCAGUUUUACUUUGGUGACUCUAGGAACCACAAGUAAGCCUGCAUCCAGGUGACGAAGAUGGCACCUGACCAUGUAGGGCUUUGUAUGUGAGGAGAAGAAUUUUAAACUCUAUUCUGAAUUUUACAGGCUACCAGUGCAGAGAAGCCAAUGCAGGAGAAACAUGAUCUGUAAUAUGAGUUUUUGUCAGUACAUGUAAAGCAGCAUUCUGGAUUAGUUGAAGAGUCUUUAGGGACUUUUUGGGGCAAAAGAUGCCCGUGCAAUGACUUAAUUAGUUGAACUGAACCAUACGGGCUUCUUCCUCUUUGCGCAACACCUCACAAUGCCAAACCUCAUCUUUUGUUUCAGGUUUUCUCACUGAUGCUUAGCUUCCUUUGCACUGGACAGAUUUACACUGAGGCAACCAAUAAUGAUUGUAUGCGAAUGUGUGAACCUGGAUAUCAUAAAGUUGGUAAUUGUGAAGAUCCAACAAUGUAUAGAUGUGGAAAAUGUGCUAAUAACACAUUCACAGAAAUACGAAACAUUAUACCUACAUGCAACAGAUUAUGAGGUGGAAAUAGAGCACUGCUCCUUUAAUAGGAAUGUGGUAUGUGACUGUAAAGAUAAAUACUACAAUGUAAACUUAGAUCCCAACAAAAGGGAUUGCCAGCCAUGCCCCUGUGAAGACUGUAAGGGGGAUGGCAACAAAAUGGACAAGUGUUUGGAAAAUCCAGAAUGCAGGAGGAAAUGUACAUCAACUACAGUCCCACCUAAUGUAACUCCAUCUGCAACUACAACUAUAUUUAUGACUGCAUCUGAAACAGCUACAGCUAAAAGAACCACAUCUUCAAGCAGCACAUUAAAUCCAGGUGGAAAUAACUUCAACCCACAGUACUGGGUGUUUCUCAUGGGGUUUGUGAUGUUAUUCCUGGUAUUCUUUUGGCUCAUGCUGCUCUUCACCAGGAGUCCAAUCAGGAACUGUGACAGUCCCUGCUGGAGAGCAAAAAAAGACCUGGAGCUGCCAGCUGAGAAUUCCAAAUUCAACGAACAAUACCAUCAUCAAGACAGCAGUGUGUCCACGCUGACAUUUAAGAUAUCUGAGGAAACUCCCAUGAUGACUCUCAGUCAGAGUCCAGCCACAACAGAACUUCCUGCCCACAUUACUCCUAUACUGCCAGAUGCUGAACACAAAGCUGCCAUACAAGAUGAGCAAACAGAGCACUGGCCAGCCGUCGUCCUCUACGCAAUCAUCAAGGAGGUGCCCUUGCGUAGGUGGAAGGAGUUCUUGCGUCUGCUCUCAGUGGGUGAUCAACAGCUGGAGCGGGUGGAGCUAGAGGCCGGUUUGGGUCUGGGUUCCAUAGAGAAGCAGUACCAGAUGCUCAGGCUGUGGAGCCAGCGCGCCUCUGCGAGCCUGAAUGAAGUCUUCUCGGCCUUGCACUACAUGGAUUUAUCUGGCUGUGCUCAGCUGCUGCAGGAAAGCCUAGAGAAGCUGCAGUGCAGACCUGAACAGAAAUAAGGUUUCACAGACCAGGGUUUCAGUAGAGCAAUGCAGGACACCUGAGGCUCCACCUGGGGUUUCAAGUGCCACACUGUCAUGCAGCGAGAGACACCAGUACUUCAGCCUUGGAUUCAUAAGACUAGAUGCUCCUUUUUUGGGAUCUUGUAUCAGUUCCUGGAAAGGUCAUUACUAACUGUAGUGACUACAAGUUGCAACCACACAUUGCAAUGAUGUCACAAAUGAAUUACUGAGUAAUGUAAAUGUAUACUACAGCCUAGCUAUGAGUUACAUGGCGCUAUAGAACACUGUAGAGACCCUGAUACGCCCAACUUUAAUUGGAGCAUUUUCUCUUUUCCUACUUGUUUUAAUAGUUACAAAUGAUCAGAUACACUCAAGACAAAUGUGUAAUAUUAGUUUUUAUUAAGUUGAGCUUUGUUUUACCUACCUUUCUCAAUGGCAAGUGAAAACAUCAACAGCUUCUUUUAAGAAUGAUGUCAUGACCUGUUAAAUGCAUAGGUAUAACUCUAGUUAUCUAUUUGGAGAAAAUUCGUUAAGAGAAGAAUUGAGGGAAAUCCCCCGCUGUCGGAAUGCCAUUUAGCACACUACAGCUUCUCGUGUGGAGUACCUUAAAGGCCAACAAUGGAGGGCUGUGGUUUUACAGCAGAGUGUUGACAUCUAAAUGUCAGUAACCCUAUGUGUAUGUGAGUGAAGAAUACACAGGAAGUGGUGAAAAGGAAGAAAAACUUCCUUGUUUGAUUUAUAAAGAAAUCAGCAGUCAGCUUGUGUUUUUUAAGCAUUUAAGUAGUCCCCUAUUUAAAGUUCCUUCUUCCAGUAUGAGUACAUAAACUCUGUGAACAUUUCAGUGCUUGAUGUAUGUUGUUUGAGCAGCACUGUUACAGAUCAUUUCACUAUAUCUAACAUCUCUUUCAUCAUGUUGCAUGUGAAAUUCUUGUACAUCAGUUCAGCCACUUGCUGUGCAUCCUUGCAAGUAAUGAAAACUGAAAUCCCCAUAGGACGUCAGAUUUUCAGUUUCAUGCCAAUAAAUGGUGUCAGUGUGCAGUAGAGGCUGGGUUUUUCCUCACCACACAUAUUCCAUCCAAAAUGAUGGUUUUCUCUUGUGAGAUUGAGGUAUCUCACUUUAGGAGUUUUCAUGUGUCAGUUCAGUUGCUGACAGUAAAGGAGGUGGACUUUCCAAUUAAUGUUUAUUACUGAAUGGUUUACUCAAAUGUAUAUCUGAAUUUUUUUUGUCUUGGGCUGUGACACAUAUUUAUGUAUAUGUUUUAUAAUUAUUAUUUUUCAUUUGCUGAAACUACCCAUACCCAUCUAUAUAAUGAGUGGAUUAUGAUAUAGAAACAGUUUUGGUGAGGGAUUUUAUCAUCACCAAAGUCACCUGCUGCACAAAUGUAUGGUAAUAUGGUACUGUUAGAGCCUUGAGAAUUUCUUGACUGCAGGACUAAUAAAGACCUAUCUUAUCUUCCA